GUAAUGCGCGUGUGUACACUUCACUACUGAUCUCUAAGGGGAUUUAGGAACAACACCAUUCGUCAAUGACGAGGACAGUAGAGGGAAAGGCUUGUAGUCGGUGGACUGGUGCUGAACAGCACCUGACGAUCUCAGUCCUCUUCAUCUUAGCUUUAUAGAUCGCAAUUUUAGACAUAGGCCUAUUGUCUAAACACAGACUAAACGGAAUUUUGUUUGACGCGUAUGUGAAGGACGCAUUAUUUGAAAAAAGCGACUACAUGCUUCUAUUAAAUAGAUGAGAAAAGGAACACAUUUAAAGAAAGUCCCGCUUGUAGUGAAACUAUUAUAAUUGGUUGUUAUUUGGCGACGAAAUAGCUUAAAUAUAAGACGAAGAGCAGGUGGUUUUGAGUAGGGGCAAUGCAGGUAAUGCGCAGGAUGUUUGAUAAGUGCCCAGUCUAGUAUUGACGCCAGUUUUCCACCCAAGUUGAGGGCACUCUGAACAGAAGUGACCAUGAAGGACACAGGGGAAACGAAGGAUCAGCAACUCACUGUUGCCUUGCGGAUCCGACCCCUCAGCGAUGCUGAACAGGAAGAGGCAGCCACCAUUGUGGCCCACAGAGUGGAUGACCAGAUGGUGGUUCUCAGGGACCCUAUGGAGGACCCCGACGAUAUCCUGCGUGCCAACCGCUCCAGGGAGAAGACCUACAUGUUCGAUGUGGCGUUCGACUUCUCAGCCAAUCAGGAGGAAGUGUAUCGCUCCACCACCAAGGGCCUGAUUGAGGGCCUCAUCUCAGGCUACAAUGCCACUGUCUUCGCUUACGGACCCACAGGUUGUGGGAAGACGUAUACAAUGUUGGGGACAGACAAGGAACCAGGGAUCUAUGUACGUACUCUGAACGACCUGUUCCGCGCCAUUGAGGAGACCAGCGAUGACAUGCAGUACAGCGUCUCCAUGUCCUACCUGGAGAUCUACAACGAGAUGAUCCGGGACCUUCUGAACCCGUCUUUGGGCUUCCUGGACCUCAGAGAGGACUCCAAGGGGGAGAUCCAGGUGGCGGGCAUCACCGAGGUGUCCACCAUCAAUGCGCGCGAGAUCAUGGAACUGCUGAUGAAAGGGAACAAGCAGCGCACCCAGGAGCCCACGGCGGCCAAUCAGACGUCGUCCCGCUCCCACGCCGUGCUGCAGGUGGCCGUGAGGCAGCAGAGCCGCUCUCCAGACGUGCUGCAGGAGGUCCGCUUCGCCCGCCUCUUCAUGAUCGACCUGGCCGGCUCCGAGCGAGCCUCGCAGACUCAAAACAGGGGUCAGAGGCUAAAAGAGGGGGCGCACAUCAACCGCUCCCUCCUGGCAUUGGGCAACUGCAUCAACGCCUUGAGCGAGAAGCACAGCAACAAGUACGUCAACUACCGGGACAGCAAGCUGACGCGCCUGCUAAAGGACUCGCUGGGCGGGAACAGCCGGACGGUGAUGAUCGCUCACAUCAGCCCCGCCUCCUUGGCCUUCGAGGAGUCUCGGAACACUCUGUCCUACGCCGACCGCGCCAAGAGCAUCCGGACGCGGGUCAAGAGGAACCUGCUGAACGUGUCCUACCACAUUGCUCAGUACACGAACAUCAUCUCCGAGCUGCGCAGUGAGAUCCUGCGCCUGAAGCAGAAGAUCGCCGACCAGGCCGGCCGCCAGCUGAGCUCUGACCGCGCGGACAUCCGGCACGUCCAGGCGGAGGUGCAGGCUCAUUCCAGCCAGCAGAGCCGGGCUGAGAUGGACCAGCUGAGGGAACAGCUCCUGGACGCCUUCCGCCAGCAGAUGGAGAUCAGGAAGAGCCUGAUGGAGCUGGAGAACAGCAACAUGGAGAUCCAGCUGGACAUGUCCAAACACCUGCACACCGUCACCGACUGGGAGCAGGAGCGAAGCCGUCGCAGGAAGAAGUGGCGAGCCGAGAGGAGGAAGGAGAGCUUCAACAAGGACGAGAGUGAGAAGGACUCGGACUCCCCAGAGUCUCCGCCCGACAGCACUGAGACCCAGCAGGUGGCCAUGGCCAGGGAGACCCUGGUCACCCUCAUGGCGGAACAGAAAAAGACCCUAAAGCAGAAGGCGUCGCUGGAGCGCCGCUUCCUGGAGCUGCGGGAGCGCGCCCAGCGCCUGGAGGAGCUCCUGCCCCGCCGGGUGAGCUCCGAGGAGCAGCGCGAGGUGCUGGGCCUCCUCUGCAAGGUCCACGAGCUGGAGAUCGGCAACGCCGAGAUGCAGUCGCACGCCCUGCUCAAGGACAACGUGAUCCGCCAGAAGGACUUUGUGGUGCAGCGCUACGAGCAGCACAGGCUCCUGUGCGACGAGAUCAUCCAGCAGCAGAGGCGGUUCAUCGACGACAACAGCCUCCUGGUCCCACCCCACCUCCAGGACCUGUACGAGAUGUACUUGAGGGAGCUGGAUGAGAGAAACCUGAAUCGAGCCAUGGCCCUGGAUAAGUUAACCGGGCGCACCUACAAGGAGGGCUCCCUGCCCAAGAUCACCCUGCCCUGCCAGGGCCGAGACCACCUGCCGGAGCUGGACUCGGACCAGGAGAGCAUUCGAACCAUGGGCUCCGACAACAGGCGCGGGCGGGCCCGCCGACACACCCUUCCCCCAAUCCUACCUGAGCCAGUAGGGGACAACAACCGCAUGUUCAAGAACAGCCCUCACGCCCGACAGAUGAAGCAGUCGGUGGUGAUGACACCACCUCCCAUCCACAUCAACGGCCAGGGCAACCGGGAGCUGCAGCCCUCCGCCCCAGAGAGCGCCCUGAGCUACAACCACCUGAGCCACAGCGUCAGCAGCCAUCUGGACUCCUCCCCCGAGAGCAGCGAGACGGGCGCCGAUGUCCCCCUCUCACGCAAGGAGAGGCAGCAGAUCCUGAAAGGCGUCCAAAGCAUCGCGGUGAAGGCCGCCCGCCGACGCUCCAAAGCCCUGGAGGUGGACGCCCUCCGGCUGCCCCCUCCCCCCUCGCCCCUGGACCCCAAGAAGCAGAAGAGCAGUCUGUCCCUGAGCGAGGCGCCCCCCAGGGGCCCGGCCCUGCGCUACGGCCGGCAGCCCAGCCCAGAGCUGCGACACGCCACCUCUGACGACAAUCUGUCCAGCAGCACCGGCGAGGGCCCCGGGCCCCAGGGCCCCUGGACACGCCCGCGCCACCGCGCCCAACCCGCCCCCAAGAUCCCCACCCCCCGGGAUCAGGAUUUCGAAACCCGUCGCAGGAAGAGGCGUUCCCGCUCGUUCGAGGUCACCGGCCAGGCGUUGCCUCAGUCAAAGACCACUACUGCACAACGGUUCCGCCCUCUGGACAGUACAUCAGACCCCCACCUCCACAUCAACGGCCAGCCCCAAGCCCCCCUGCUCCGCCCUCAGCACAGGGGGGUCCCUCCUCUCACCAAAGUCCGGCUGCCCCACAACAGCCAGCAAACAGAGGCCUCCCCACUGGCUCACACAAGCACCCUUAAGCGUGUAUCCCAGCUCAGGCAGCCUCUGCUCUACAUCACCACCACGGGGGCCGGGGGCCAGCGCACACGCAGGCACUGAAGACCUGGGAGGCAGCCCAACACCAGCACUGAUCUGAGCCUGGAGGGAAAUUCGCUGACUUCUCCCUUCCUCAGAGCUUGUUUUCUGGGCAGGGAGGUCUAGGAUGAGCCCCUCGUUCUACAUCACCGACAGAGGGAGAACCGGGAGUGUGAUCUGCCUAAUGGAACCCCCCCCCUCCUCCCCUUAUGCCUUGGGCUGAUCACAGAGACUCACCAAUAGAAAGCGUAAAGACAGUAUGACCUCAUCAUGGGCCACGUGUGUAUGCCUGACUGUCCUACAUGUGUUUUUCUCUGGUCAGUACACCCUGUAGAUGACCCACUCCCCCCCAUGCUUCUAAGAAUGACCUGCAGGACCUGUAGUUGAUUAAAGAUAGCUUGGGGACGAAAGUCAAUGCUUUUCAUGAACUACAAUGUGUCAAUGUUAUGUCAAGCUACUGAGUGGAUUUGUUAGAAAUGUUAACACUGUAAUCUUCAAAGACACCAUUGUGUUGUGUGAGUCAGUUGAACUAACAAGACAGGGGUUCAUCUAACCUACCUUAGACCCAGCCUUAUCUGAAGAGGAGUGACAGAGAAGGCAGUGAAUGUAAUUGCACAUUUGAUGUGAUAAACCAAUACUGACAUUUGUCAUACCAUACCAUUGUAUUGUAUUUGAGGGGGGUUCAAUAUCAAAAUCACCAAAUGAGGUUACUUCUGUAUUCAGCUUGAGUUUGAUACAUUUUGCUUUGGAACCUGUGAAAGUCUUUAUGCCUUUUGUCACCCAGACAUGAUUUUUUAAGUCCAUGUCUUGCUCUAGUAGUGUCGGGCAUAACAGCACUACAAAAUGCAUUCCCAACUGUAGAUUGUAUUUUUAAUGAUUGACAUUGUUCUGCUGCCUUUUCUUUUAUGAUACAUUACCAAAACGUUUGUCUUUGACAUUGUUUUCAUAAUUAUAAACACUUUUUUCUAUGCUUUAUUUUGUACAUUUUUUAUUUGUACCCAAAUA
This is a messenger RNA of Osmerus eperlanus (European smelt), 4504 nucleotides long. RefSeq names its product kinesin family member 19 (gene kif19). Gene Ontology annotation, molecular function: microtubule motor activity; microtubule binding; ATP binding. NCBI's taxonomy places the organism in Eukaryota, Metazoa, Chordata, Actinopteri, Osmeriformes, Osmeridae. Bases 491 to 3523 code for a protein of 1010 amino acids. The record is from RefSeq and is a predicted model, not a curated record. The transcript is spliced from 20 exons. Gene Ontology annotation, biological process: microtubule-based movement.